This is a messenger RNA of Anopheles moucheti, 1120 nucleotides long. RefSeq lists its product as uncharacterized. The coding region runs from base 1 to 666 and encodes 221 amino acids. NCBI's taxonomy places the organism in Eukaryota, Metazoa, Arthropoda, Insecta, Diptera, Culicidae. The transcript has 3 exons. The record is from RefSeq and is a predicted model, not a curated record.
AUGGUGAAGCUUCAUUUUGUCUGUGGCGUACUGCUGCUCGCCUUUCUCGGUUGGGCUCACGGGCUGCCGGUGAAGGAACAGCUGGAGCUGGAGGAGGUGCUGACCAAGCUGCAGGAGCUGAGACGGUUGAACGAUGGCAAACUAAAGCAGAUCAACGAGGAAAAGGUGCAGCUCAGCACGCCUGCCGGUCAGCGGCCAGCGGUUGGAUCGUCGGCUGUUGCCGGCGUCACCACGGGCUACAAAACGAAACGAUCGCUCAACAACUCCGACCGACGGACGCUGCUGUACAACUACUACUCGCGCGGACUGGCCCCGAUGUACGACAAGCGCAACUUUGACGAGAUUGAUCGGUUCGCACGGUUCAACGGUAAGCGCAAUCUGGACUACGAGCCGUCGUACACCGGUUCGAUGGACCACGGCUACAAUGGACGCUUCAGCAAGCGCAACUUUGACGAAAUUGAUCGUUUCAAUGCUGGCUUCAACUACCGCCUGAAUGGGGACGAAAUGGCAACGAUCGGCAAGCGAAACUUUGACGAAAUUGAUCGAUUUGGGCGGUUCGCCUUCAACAAGCGAUACUUCCCGGAGGUGAAUGAUCUCAGCCCCGGUAACAAUCUCAAGCAUGAUCUCUCGGAAGACAUGGCCGUCAUUAAUGAGUACUCGCAGUAAGCAGGCGUUUCACCGCCGUGCGGAGCCGUCGUUACGACAGCAAUUCGACAGAAAGACACGAAAUAUUGCCCGCCCCUUUUGCACCAUCCCGGCUAAGCAGCACACCGAGGUACUUUCCUUUAGUUUCGUUAACAAAACAUGUAAUUGUAACACGGUCGUCGGCUAGGCGAUCUUUAGAAAAUGUGAACCCCCUGCUAAUGGCAACAGCACAACAUGGAACGGAUCGUGCAGGAGCUACGCAAGAGACGGACCGCUAGUGUAAUGCUUGUUUGGUUGGUACGGAGUUACACCCAUAUGAAGGCUAAGAGCAUCCAUUAAAACAGAGCGAAACCAGUUCACUACUUGUAAUAAAAAAAAGUAUAACAAAAAAAAAACAAACAAUUCUACCAAUUAUAAAUAUUUUCGAUGGAGUGAUAUUAUGAAAGCGGAUGGAUAAAACGUUACCUAAACAUAA